Glarea lozoyensis ATCC 20868 is the source of this 1683-nucleotide messenger RNA. RefSeq lists its product as uncharacterized. The transcript is spliced from 2 exons. The coding region runs from base 1 to 1683 and encodes 560 amino acids. The record is from RefSeq and is a predicted model, not a curated record. Lineage: Eukaryota; Fungi; Ascomycota; Leotiomycetes; Helotiales; Helotiaceae.
AUGAGCUUUCUUAAUCAACCCCUUGGUCAUGGCAGGAGAGAGAGCGGCUCUUCUGACGACACGAGUGCCAAACUGUCACCUCCUACCAAGCCAGCAAACCAACUCAUUGGUAAUGAGGAAAGCCUAAAUCCAUGCCAGGAUGUUGAAAUCGACUCCAUCAACAAUCCGCAAGAUUUCUUUCCCUCUGAACUAGAAAAUAGUAACUUCGAAGAUAACAUGUGGGGUCGAGACUUACAAGUUGAACACAUGUCUACGGAAUUGACUUUCGAUCCCAGUACGUCUUUUGAUUCCGCCGACUACAAUAGGUUCUUCGGCAGCGGUAUAGAUCGAGUUCCUGAUUUGGUGCCAGGACCCUCCGUCUUUGAGAACACUGAACUUCGACAAUCCUAUCACUACCCUGGAAACGUAGGCUUAGCGAGUACUCGUGGGCUCGGUAUCGACACAGGAAGCCAAGCAUCCCCCUUAUCUGACCCACUAUCUACAUUCACCAAUUUGGCAGACAGAGCAGAAGAAGGGAUUGCUGCCAUCAGGAAUAUUACUCCUCCACAGCAUAUUGGCUAUGGAAACUUAGUCGAUGGAGAUAAUGCCCAGAACAUUAACUCAACCAUCCCGAACAUCGCAACAUCGGACCAUCUUAAGAGCAACCAACAAAACAACAGGAUGACAGGCCCAGGAAACUGGGAAAUUCACCAUGACCAACAGCACCGAAUGAACCACUAUCAACGAAAAAGAGAUCUACCGCAAGAAGUAGACCAAGCCUCGUUCUAUCCAGAAGCUCCCUUGGAAAAUCAACCUCAACCUUUUUCAUACCGAGAAGCUCCAAUCCAGCAUCAAGCAAGCCGGAGCACCUCUCAGAGCACCAAGAUUCCAAACCAGAAGAGCACUAGAAAACCCCAGCAGUCAACCAAGACUCAGGUAGCAGAUAACCUGAAUGUUAAUACCAGCGUCUUCACCGUCCAACCACAACAUAGCGCAUUGGUGUCUGGCGGCUCCUCUGGUGGCAGACCAGCCGCGAAAGACGUUCGCAAGGCUCGAUCUGGUGAAGAAGUUGACAGACCCGCCGUGAGCACCAUAAGCAGCAAUAUUACGAAGCUCAGAGGUGGAUGGUCCCCUGCUCUAUAUGGCGAGCAACCGCUCAAGCUUGAUACUGUACUGUCUGACCCAUCCACAGAUGAGACCUUGCGAGAGGACUGUCUGGAGAUCUUUCACGUGCUCAGCCAAAUGACACGAGGCGAGAGCGAGUAUUUGCCGUGGUUCAAUCAAGUGGAACAGUAUAUAAGCAAACCCGAUGAAGAACUUGAUGCCUUCGCCUCACAUAUCGGUUAUGAAGGUGCCGCGGCGAAAUAUCUAACACAGCGUAGGGCCAGAGAGGCGGAAUUCAGAGGAAUCUGUGAGCGCCUAGAAGCUGAGCAAGCUGGUCAAGCUGGUCAAGCUCAUCAAGCUGUCGGACAAGUUGGAUUGGUUGGACAAGCUGAAAACCUCAGACCAAACCCUGCGGCCAGAUCCAGAUCUGGUCCCAUGAGAAGGAGGCGAUUGGCAUCCUAUCCGAGACGAAGCCGCAAAGACGAAGAAAGUGCCGAGCAGAACCGUCAUCAUUCUUCGCCAGAUAAUAGCCAUCUAUAUCAUUCAGGCACUGUUUCCCCCAGCGUUCAAGUUUCGACAAAACGCCAAAGACGAGAAUAG